CAUAAAUCGAGGCUCUUUCUUCUUCUCCUUCUUUUUCUACCUUAUUACCCCUCCCAGUCCACGGUGACACACACCACCGUACCACUAGCCAUGGCCAUGAGGCCACACGGUGAAAGAGACCCUCCACAACCACAACAAGCAUCUUCCCGUGCCUUUCUCGACACAGUACAAGAAAUCACCUCAAUCUAUAGGUCACUGCCACCUAGACCUUCUAUUGAAGAAGUGGAAGCUGCCACGUCAACUAUGGACACCGUGAACACCGAGGAAAAAAUCAGACUCAACGAAAUCUCAAUGCAAGAAAUCCCUCACCAUGUCCCUCAAGACCUCUUUUAUGUCCUUCAGGAACUCAGGAAGACCAUGGUCGUGUUUCAGAGCCAUCAACAGAGGAGAGAGGCACUUCACCUUCUUCAGCAAGAAAAGAUGUUUCAAACCUUCGCUGAUCUCAUUCAGAGAGCUUCUCAGUUCGUUUCUGGAGAUGCCCAGGAACUAAAGUUUCCUACUUUAGCCCAACCCCAUGUUGCGAUCACUGAUGAUACUUUGGUUAAGAAGAAGGAAGAGGAUGAACCCCAGAAAAACGAUUUCGAAGCGGUAAUGGGUUCCUCUUCAGCAGGCGAUGGAAGCAGUGAGAAAUUAAGUCUAAUGAAAGCGGCUACUCUUAUUGAAAUUUGCGCCAGUAAUGGAGCUAAAAGCCUUGAGCUUAGAGGGAAAUUGGUGGAUCAGAUGGAGUGGUUGCCGGUUUCAAUUGGGAAAUUAUCUGAUGUCACUGAAAUGGACCUAUCUGAAAACAGAAUCAUGGCUCUUCCGACAACCAUUGGGGCUCUAAAGGCCUUAACAAAGCUUGAUCUUCACUCAAACCAACUUAUAAACCUUCCUCAAUCAUUUGGUGAAUUGAUAAACCUCAUUGAUCUUGACCUCCACGCCAACAGAUUGAGAUCACUUCCUCCUACUUUUGGAAACUUGACAAAUCUUACUGGUCUAGACUUGAGUUCAAAUGAGUUCACAGAGUUACCAGAGACAAUUGGAAAUUUGAACAGCUUGAAGAGAUUGAUUGUUGAAACAAACGAGCUUGAGGAACUGCCUUAUACAAUUGGAAAUUGCUCUUCACUAUCUGUGCUUAAGUUAGAUUUCAACCAGCUCAAGGCCCUUCCUGAGGCAAUUGGGAAGCUGGAAUGGUUGGAGGUUCUCACCUUGCACUAUAAUAGGAUUAAGAAAUUGCCUUCCACAAUGGGUAAUCUAUCCAAUUUGAAGGAGCUUGAUGUUAGCUUUAAUGAACUUGAAUUUGUACCGGAGAACCUGUGUUUUGCAACUAAUUUGAAGAAAUUAAACUUGGGAAAGAACUUUGCGGACCUAAGAGCCUUGCCAAGAUCAAUUGGAAACCUUGAAAUGCUUGAGGAGUUGGAUAUAAGUGAUGAUCAAAUAAGAGCUCUACCUGAGUCUUUCAGGUUAUUGUCCAAGUUGAGAGUUUUUAGAGCUGAUGAGACUCCCCUUGAGGUGCCACCAAGAGAAUUGGUCAAGUUGGGUGCUCAGGAAGUUGUGCAGUAUAUGGCUGAUUUUGUCAUCAAUAGGGAUGCAAAACUUCUGCCAUCAAAGAAGAAAAAGAGGGGAUUUUGGUUCUGGCUUUGCUCCAUAUUUUACCCUAAGCUGAAAUGAUGUCUUAACAAAGUCAUCAUGUUAAUUUAUGUUUCUUCAGUUUAUCCAUUCCAUAUGUUUGGAACACCUUGUUUCUACUUUCUCCGAAUAAACUUCUCUGUAAUUUUGGAUUUGCAUUGUAAACAAGUGUUUGUAACUUUGAUUUUUUCUUAAUCUUGUCAUAUGCAGAUGAAAUGAACAAUGUAUAAUAUUGCAGUAUCAAGAUCGAUGUGUUCAUUGCUUUU
Molecule: messenger RNA, 1874 nt
Organism: Abrus precatorius (Indian licorice)
Lineage: Eukaryota; Viridiplantae; Streptophyta; Magnoliopsida; Fabales; Fabaceae
Product: plant intracellular Ras-group-related LRR protein 5-like
Exons: 3
Coding region: 91-1650 (519 amino acids)
Molecular function (GO): protein binding
Source: RefSeq, a predicted model, not a curated record